AAAACUGGAAGUAUCAAUGUUGUCACUGGAGUUUCAUCUCCCAUUGUCAUAUUUAUAGUAUUGGGAUAAAAGUCUACACAACCGUAACUUCGAAUUCAAUCUAUUUUCAAACAAAAUGAACGAAAAAUGAAAACAAAAUGAUUAAAAACAACAUAAUUUUGCUAUUCACAAAAAUAAGCAAAUAAUUGAACGUCAUUAACGUCAACGUGUCAACUGUCAACGAUUUCCUGUGCUGUGGUCCAAGUCGUGUUCGCGAAAGGAUAAGUGCAGCAAUAGUUACGUUCGCUGGUUACAUCUCCACUCUCAAUGAAGAAAAAUAAGAAGAAGAAUCAGAAAGAAGACCCCUACAUAACCAUAUUUUUUUUGUUUGAUUUUUUUCAAUGAACUUUUUUUAGUAAGAUCAAGAUAUCAAGAUCAACAAAUAUUCAUUUAUUUUUAAGUUUUAGACCACAUAUGUACGCUAAUUAUGUGUGAAAAAAAGGAUCCUGAAGGAAGCUUGGAAGAAUCAAUAGCCGAAGAAAUGGAUGCAAAUUCAGAUAGUACUGAUAGUAGUGAUGUGAGCAUGUCGGAGUCUUCAGAUUCUGAAGAUGAAAAUGAAGAUAUAACUCCAACUCAAAAUGUUGAUGAUUCACAGUCUGACAUGGAAGAAACCUUACCAGAAGAAGAAGAAGAUGAAACCAUUCAGGCAAUAAGAAGGGAAAGUAAUCAUGAAAGAGAUCAUCCCCCAAUUAUACAAUGUGAAGACUUUGUCACUGACAUUUCUUUUCAUCCUCACAAUGAUAUUCUGGCUGUAGCUAGUAUAGUUGGGGACAUCCUGAUUUACAAAUAUUCAAAUGUGGAGAACACAUUGACAAACACUCUAGAAGUACAUACAAAGGCUUGUAGAGAUAUUGAAUUUAGUCAUAGUGGUGAACUUUUGUUUUCAACAUCAAAAGAUAAAUCUAUUAUGAUAAGUGAUGUUGAAAGUGGAAAAUUGAUGAGGUUUUAUGAAUCCUCACAUGAUGUUCCAGUGUACUGUUUGACUGUGAUUGAUGAACAUUUAUUUUCCACAGGUGAUGAUGAUGGUACUGUGAAACUGUGGGAUCUGAGACAAAAAGAUGACAGACAAAUUUACAAUACGAAGAAAAAUGAAGACUUCAUCAGUGACAUCAUUACAGAUGAAUCUAGAAAGUACCUUAUAUGUUCCAGUGGAGAUGGAUCACUCACAAGCAUUGAUCUUCGAAAUAGAAAAAUACACAUGCAGUCUGAAGAAUAUGAAGAAGAACUAACAUGUCUAGGGCUCUUCAGAACCGGCACUAAACUCGUUUCAGGUUCUUCCACUGGCAAGCUCUACAUGUACAAUUGGGAAGAGUUUGGUCUGCAUAGUGAUGCUUUCCCAGGACCCAAAACUGCUGUCAAUGCCUUGGUUCCCAUAACAGAAAACAUAGUUGUAAUCGCCUGUGAAGAUGGAAACCUCAGAGCCACACAUUUGUUUCCACAUCGCCACUUGGGAAUUGUUGGACAACAUGAUUUGUCAGUUGAAAAUGUUGAUAUUUGUAAUACUGGGCAGUUUAUAGCUUCCAGUAGCCAUAAUAAUGAUAUUAAGUUUUGGAAUAUUCAGUAUUUUGAGGAUUUUGAAAAGGUCUCCCAGAAGCAUAAGAAGCACAAUAAGAGGAAAGAGUUGAAAAAUAAUCUGCCUUCAUCCAAGAUGAAAAAUGUUUCAGAUUUUUUCAGUGGCCUAUCUUAAAUGUACAGUCGUCUUCAGA
This is a messenger RNA of Phaedon cochleariae (mustard beetle), 1745 nucleotides long. NCBI's taxonomy places the organism in Eukaryota, Metazoa, Arthropoda, Insecta, Coleoptera, Chrysomelidae. The record is from the annotation of a GenBank genome assembly.